UAGUAUAUUAUGGGCGAACUAUAUGUAAAAUAUAAUUGUCGGUUUGGAUACUUGUCAACAUUGCCAACAUAAAUGGUGGAACUUGCCUCAACCUGUUCUCUAUAACAUGGAAGGUUAUAAAUAAUAAAACAGGCAAGAAACGAUAUUUUACAAUAUUUUAGAAAAUAAUAUUUUACAAAAGUUUACAAAAUGUCUCGACAUCGCGAUGUACGAUGCAUGAAUUAUUCGGAAGAAUACGAAGGCUAUGACGAUGUAUAUGGACAUUCUGUAGAAGAUGACUAUUGUGUAUCUCCUAGUGCUGAACAGUUUUUAUUUGAUCGAAGUAAACAACAAAAUAUUGCAUCCUUCAUUACUGAACCAGAUAUAAUAGAAGAUAACGAGGACAAUGAGGAACUUUCAAUGUCUUUCAAUGAAAAAGAUGCAUUUACAGAUAUCGAAUGGGCCAAGCUGAUGUCAUGUAUGGAAUCUAUCAAAAAUGUUAUAGGAGAUACGGUACCAGAGUCUGAGAUUAAAAAAAAGAUUAUUCAGUCAAAAUUUGAUGUUAAAAUAGCACUUGAUUUGAUUUUAAAAGAAUCUUCACCAAAAACUGUUACUGGUCCAUCGAUGGUUAAUAAGGACAAUUUGGAGCCCCAUCCAGAUGCUACAUCUACUAAACUUCAACCUAAUUCAUUCAUUAUACCCAAAUUAUCAUUUAACAAACAAGAGAAUAGUGAAGGUAAAAAAUUGUCAUCCAAAUCUCCAUUUCAAGUUACAACACCUUCCAAUGUGAAAAUUAUUCCCGCUGGGAAACGACCUGUUAUAAAAGGCUUUAAUGUAAGCGGGACUGAGAAUACUGAUGUAUUGAAUUCUCGUAUAGAGAGUCCUCGCUCUCAAAGUCCAUAUUCUGAUUAUAAUAGUCCAGAAAUAAAAAGAAAGGAAAAUAUAAUAACAAGGGAAAGGAAAGCAGGUUCUUCGAAUGCAAAUAGCCCGCGAUGUCAGUCUCCAAUAUCAGGACAUGAAACACCUGAUUUUGAUCCUAAAUUAAAACUUAAUGAAGAAAAAGUUGAUGUAAUGAAGAUUUAUAAAGAUAAAAGAGGAGACAGUAAAGAGCAGUUACAUUUAGUUGUGGUUGGUCAUGUUGAUGCUGGUAAAAGUACUUUAUUAGGACGACUUCUAUGUGAGUUAGGGCAAGUUCCAUCAAGAUUAAUUCACAAAUAUCAACAAGAAAGUAAAAAAAUAGGAAAACAAUCGUUUGCUUACGCAUGGGUUCUUGAUGAAACAGGAGAAGAACGGGAACGUGGAAUAACAAUGGACGUUGGUCAUUCUAAAUUUGAAACAGAAACAAAAUCCAUUACUUUAUUAGAUGCACCUGGACAUAAGGAUUUUAUACCUAAUAUGAUUACAGGUGCUACUCAAGCUGAUGUAGCUCUGUUAGUAGUAGAUGCUACUAGAGGAGAAUUUGAAACUGGUUUUGACAGCGGAGGUCAAACUAGAGAACAUGCGCUAUUAUUACGCUCAUUAGGUAUAUCACAGUUAGCAGUAAUAGUAAAUAAAUUAGACACAGUAGAUUGGUCUAAAGAGAGAUUUGAUGAAAUAGUAAAUAAAAUGAGCGUAUUUUUGAAACAAGCUGGAUUCAAGGACAACGUUAGUUUUGUUCCUUGUAGUGGUUUAUCUGGUGAAAAUAUAUUAACAAAACCUAAAGAACCUUUAUCUAAUUGGUACACAGGACCUACAUUAGUCAGUGUUAUCGAAAAUUUUAAGUGUCCUGAACGUCAUAUAAACAAACCAUUUCGUUUUUCGAUUAACGACAUAUUUAAAGGUACAGGAUCUGGAUUCUGUGUUUCUGGUCAUGUAGAAACAGGCAUGGUCUCUUUAGGUGAUAAAGUUUUAGUAUUACCACGCAAUGAAACUGCAGUGGUUAAAGGUUUACAAAUAGAUGAAAUAUCUACAACAAACGCAUUUGCUGGGGAUCAUGUUUCGUUAACAUUAUCUGCAAUUGAUCAACAAAAUGUUGGAAUUGGUGAUAUUAUUUGUAAUCUUCAAAAUCCAGUUCCUGUAACAACACGUUUCCAAGCACAUGUUGUUGUAUUUGCAGUGAAAAUACCUAUUAUGAAAGGUCUUCCAGUAAUAAUUCACCAACAUUCUUUAGUUCAACCAGCUGUUAUUACAAAACUAGUAGCACAACUUCAUAGAAAUACAGGUGAAAUGAUAAAAAAGAAACCGCGCUGUUUACCAAAAAAUUCAAGUGCUAUUAUUGAAAUUACUACACAAAAUCCAGUUUGUAUGGAAUUAUAUAAAGAUAUUAAAGAAUUGGGUAGAAUCAUGUUACGUGUAGAAGGAACAACCAUCGCAGCUGGUCUAAUUACGAAAAUUAAGUAAUAACAAUGUAAUAAAUUUAUGUACCAUUAUAGACAGCUAUACAUUUACAUUAUUGCAUACUGCAUAUAUUUGUAUAUUGCUGAAAAUACACAGAACUUAACAUAA
This is a messenger RNA of Frieseomelitta varia, 2463 nucleotides long. It is a transcript of the gene HBS1, whose product is annotated as HBS1-like protein. The transcript has 10 exons. Gene Ontology annotation, molecular function: GTPase activity; GTP binding. The coding region runs from base 190 to 2358 and encodes 722 amino acids. Lineage: Eukaryota; Metazoa; Arthropoda; Insecta; Hymenoptera; Apidae. The record is from RefSeq and is a predicted model, not a curated record. Gene Ontology annotation, biological process: translation.